This is a messenger RNA of Dermatophagoides farinae (American house dust mite), 1367 nucleotides long. RefSeq names its product carbonic anhydrase 7. The record is from RefSeq and is a predicted model, not a curated record. Lineage: Eukaryota; Metazoa; Arthropoda; Arachnida; Sarcoptiformes; Pyroglyphidae. Gene Ontology annotation, molecular function: zinc ion binding; carbonate dehydratase activity. Gene Ontology annotation, cellular component: cytoplasm.
GUGGUGGUGGUCAUAUUAUCUGCUGGUUUGUUUUUUUUUCUCCAUAGGUACAUGAUGUACACACACAAACAUAAACAGAAAACAUUCGAUCGGAUGAUGCGCUUUAAUGAUGAUGAUGAUGAUGAUGAUGUCCAAAAGUAAAAAAUGGGGGGUGGUAACCAAACAGAAAAAAAGAUUAAAUCAGAUUCGGCAACGAAAUAAUGUGUAUUAACAAUUUGUCGCAUAUUUGGAUUUGUGGAUUCGAUCAAUUCGAUUCAAUCAAUCAGUGGCCAUUUGAUUCUUUUUUUUCUGUUUGUUAAAACAAGCUGUUGUUGAAUGUUGUUUUGUAUUUUCAAAUUCUAAUCCUAAAUGAAUCGUUUCAUAAUUCGAAACAAUUUAUUUAAAUAUUUUGAUUAUGUUCCAAUUCGAACAACAAAACAACGACGUCCACAUGUAUCACAUCCUGCAUUAUGGUAUGAAGACUAUCCAAUAUCAUUGAUUGGUACAAGACAAUCACCGAUUAAUAUUAAAAAAGAAAAAUGUAUUCGAAAUCACCAGAAAUUAGAGUUGCCACCAUUGCAGAUACAAUAUCCACCGAUUUUUAAUGGUCUACGUAUUCGUAAUCCAAAAGAUGAUACAUAUUUUGGUUGGCGUGUUGAUGUUCCAUAUGAUUUUGGUGAUCAGGCCAUAAUUGCAGGUGGUCCAUUAAAUCAUCGUUAUAAAUUGAUACAAUUUCAUGCACAUUGGGGUAAAGAUUGUAAUUGUGGUUCAGAACAUAUCAUUGAUGGUAAACCAUAUUCAGCUGAAUUACAUUUUGUACAUUGGAAUUUUGAUCUUUAUUCCUCGGCACGUAAAGCAGCCGUUUCGAAAGAUGGUCUAACGGUUAUAGCGGUUUUUCUUCAAAUAUCUCCGGAUGCUAAACCUUUAUCAUCAUUACAUAAAAUUUGCAACGAAAUUCCCAACAUUAAAUAUAAAGGAUCAAUGAAAGAAAUGAAACAACCAAUGAAUAUAAUGGAAAUGAUACCGAAAAAUCGUUCAUAUUUCACAUAUUUAGGAUCGUUGACAACACCACCAUUAUGGGAAACCGUUACAUGGAUUAUAUUUGAAGAACCAAUUUAUUGUACAAAAGAACAAUUAGAUGCAUUUCGUAUGAUUUCUUAUUAUCAAAAAGAAAGCCUACAACAACAACAACAACAAAAACAUCGUCAUCAUCAUAAAAAUUCAUUGGAUGAAAUCUAUAAUGUGACAACUGUACAGGAAAAUUUUCGACCAGUACAACCAUUGAAUGGUAGACAAAUUAUUCAUGUACGGAAAUAAUAGGACAACAUAGUGUUAUUGAAAUGAAUUAAUUUUUUGUUUAUUAAAAAAAACAAAUGAUUGUAAAUCAA